Messenger RNA from Oryzias melastigma (Indian medaka), 3588 nucleotides. RefSeq names its product MAP7 domain containing 1a (gene map7d1a). The record is from RefSeq and is a predicted model, not a curated record. NCBI's taxonomy places the organism in Eukaryota, Metazoa, Chordata, Actinopteri, Beloniformes, Adrianichthyidae. Gene Ontology annotation, cellular component: microtubule cytoskeleton. The transcript has 19 exons. Gene Ontology annotation, biological process: microtubule cytoskeleton organization. Bases 359 to 2680 code for a protein of 773 amino acids.
GAGCCCAGUGGAGUCAUCCGCACGAGCCUCUUCAUCAGCUGUGGUGUGUCGUGGAGUGAGAAACUUCGUUCCUCCCUCCUCCGCCUCCACAUUUAGCCUUUUUUGACUACUUAUUUUUGGACCUCGUUUUAUUUAACUUUAUUCGAGCGCAGCCGAGGCCUCUAUUUAUCGACAGCUUCUGUUGUAUUUGGUUCCUGACCCUCUCGGAGGAUUUUUUGACCAAUAAACCCAACAACUGGACCGACCAAGUUUCCCCCCCACGUUCUGUGCGAGGAAUGAGAGCACUGCUGGAGAGGAAGAGCCGAAACUCCCACGUUUGAGUGAACAAAAGGACAGAAAAGAGGCAACUGCCGCCGGAAUGGAGGAAAACACUCUGCCAGCAGCAACACACUGUUCAGUCCUGGAGAGCAAAUCUUUAAGACCUGACCCAGAGGGUGAAAGCAGCCCCUCCAAGACGGGCGACAGCCAGAAAAUGAGCUCUCCGACAAAGAAGGAAACAGAUCCAAGGCUGACGCCCCCCGCCAAGUCUGACGACAUCUCACGAUCACCUGCCUCACCGGCAUCGCCGCUUCCCCGAUCCAAACGAGACACCCCAAGGUCAGAGGAGAGGCAGAAGCUUGCAAAAGAGCGGCGAGAGGAGAAAGCCAAGUAUCUUGAAGAGCUCAGCAAGUUGCAAGCUGCCAAAAAGAGCCAGUGGCUGGAGAAGGAGGAGAAGGCCCGGCAGCUGAGGGAGCAGCAGCUCGAGGAACGUCGCAGGAAGCUCGAAGAGCAGCGAAUCAAAGCGGAAAAACGGCGAGUGGCCUUGGAAGAGAGACAGAAGCAGAAACUGGAGAAGAACAAAGAGCGCUACGAGGCAGCCAUCCACAGGUCAACGAAGAAGACGUGGGCAGAGAUCCGCCAGCAGAGAUGCUCAUGGGCCGGCACACUCAACCAGAAAUCCAACCAGAAAGAAAGCAGAUGCUCACUUUCAACGGUCAACCUGCCCAAACACGUGGACUCUGUUAUAAACAAGAGACUCUCCAAGUCCUCCGCCACACUCUGGAACUCUCCCACCAGAACUCGCAGCCUUGCUCUGAGCCCAUGGGAGAGCAGCAUCGUGGACCGAUUGAUGACGCCAACGCUGUCUUUUCUGGCUCGUAGUCGCAGUGCAGCCAGUGUCCUCACCACCGGAAGAGAUGGGCACUCGACUCUGUGCCCUCGAUCGGCCUCAGCCAGCCCCCUCACAGUGUCACACCAGCCCCACCACCGCUGCUCUGACCGCUGGAGGGUGACCUCCAGCACGCCGGACAUCGCCCUGCGCCAACACAGACGGAGUUCCACACCUAUGGAUAAAAACAAAAAAGAGAAAAAGGACAAGGAACGAGAGAACGAGAAGGAAAAAAAUGCCAUCACUAAAGAGAAGGUUUUAAAGAAAAGACAGAGUCUGCCCAGUAUGAGACACAGACCUGACCCGAGUCCCAGUCCUUUAGCAAGACGACCUGCUUCCCCAGCCACGCCGAAGGCCCGAACCGCCUCCCCCAGCGCCGCUGCCUCAUCCAAGCCCCCAACGGCACGCGAGAGCCCAUCGACUCCAAAGGCUCGUCCCAAAAGAGCCAGAACGCCUGCCAGGAUAGAACACCGGACCUCGUCUCCUGCGCCCAUCGAGCGCUUGAAGGAACCUCGCAGGCCUUCCACUCCUGAGGAGAGAAAGAGUUCCCCCGUUGUUCCCACUCUUGUAGUGUCACCGUCUGCCUCCGCCUCUCAGGAGACGACCAAGCCCUUAACAAACGAGAGCGGUCCUUCCCAGCCCGAGCCGGCCCACCGAGCAGCAUCGCCUGCCCCCUCUCCCACAGCCAAGCCCAUGGCUGGCACCAACGAUCCCGAGGAGGCCGCUCGGAUCCUGGCAGAAAAGCGGCGCCAGGCCCGAGAACAGAGGGAGAGGGAGGAGCAAGAGCGCCGCGAGCAGGAGGAGAAGGAGAGGGUCCUGAAAGAGGAGCGGAUUGCAAGGGAGGCCAAGGAGAGGCAGCGAAGAGAAGAGGAGGCCCGAGCCAUGGCUGAGGAGCAGCGGAAGAGAGAUGAAGAGAAGCGACUCCAGGACGAAAAGGAGGAGCAGGAGAAAGCCAGAGCUGAACAGGAGGAGAACCUACGCCUCCAGAAACAAAAGGAAGAGGCCGAGGCUAAAGCCCGCGAGGAGGCGGAGAAGCAGCGUCAGGAGAGGGAGAAACACUUUCAGAAGGAGGAGCAGGAGAGACUGGAGAGAAAACGGCGUCUGGAGGAGAUCAUGAAGAGAACACGCAAGACUGACGGAGGAGACAAGAAAGAGACCAAGUCCUCCACAACUGCACAAGUCAACGAGAAACAGGAAGAGAACGGCAAAGCUUCUGCUGACUACCAGCCUAAACAGGAAAUCAACAUGUCCAAUAACAAGACGGAGAACGGACAGACCACUCUCACAGAGAGUCUCUCGGUGGUGAAUGGGAUCCAGCCCGUGACGCAUGAAAACGGCCUCUCCACUAAAGAAGACGCAGCGCAUUUUGAAGACCUCAUCCAGGUUGCAAAUCACGGACACACUACGAACGGAACCGGAGAGAAGUCCGACACCAGCAUGACCGCGGAGCAGAUUCUUGCUUUCGAAAGUGAGGAGUCGUUCCUCAUGAAGGCGUCUCCCAUGAAGCCUCAGCACGUUGCAGAGGUUCUGUGACGCGUUCCAGUGCUGACACACUCGCCGCCUUACAAGUUUCCUCGCUCUCUGCCACUGUUCACAUGCAAGCCUUGUGACCUGUGCCAAUCAGUGACCCCGCUCCACGCUCCUUAAGGAAGACUCACCUCUCCGAGGACGCCGACGCUCCAUCAAACGCCUCACAAAAGGGAUGACCCCCCCUCCCCUGCAUACGGCACAGGUGCAUCAGUGUUAUUUGUGAAGAUCUUUUACCGCUCAUAUUCUGCGAGACAUCCUCUGCAUCACAAUGCAGCCAUUUUUCUCUGAAAAACUGAAUUGUUCUAUUUGUCUUGUAGUUAUUUAAAUGAAAGAAACAUAAAAAGACUGGCUGUAUUUCUGUGAAUACUGUAAAUGAACUUUGUGUGUCUAACAAAAAAAGAAGGAACAAACUUUGAUGAAAGGGAACAGCUCAGCAAUGAGGACAUUUUCUUCUUGAACGCAGGUAUUCCUCAUCCUGGUUUUGUAUAAAGCUGCCUGUUUUGUAAAGUUAUAUAAAGAAAUCAAAACAUUUUGAAAUGUAAGUUAAGAAGAAAUGGAUUCCUAUUUUGCAUAAAGAUAUUGCCUCCCCUAAAUCCCUGGUUUUAGGAAGAAUCGGACGUAAUCAUGUAAACAACGCCAAACACGAGAAACGAUCUAAAGUCAAAACUUUAGAGAAUAUUUUUGCUCCUUUCGACUAGUUUUAAAUGUUUCCUCCACAUGUGCAAGCAUGACACACAUUUCCAUCACCCCAGCUGAGACUCUUAGGUUUUUGAGAUGCUGUUGUGUGUUUAUGCUUUACAUUUUGAUGUGUAUUGUAAGAUCAAUGGGAGCACCUGAGGUCUUAUUAAAGACGAGCCUUCCAGUCUGUUUUCUGUCAAUAAAUAUGGAAACAAAUCUGAGAGUAUUCAUAA